Messenger RNA from Hirundo rustica (Barn swallow), 1562 nucleotides. It is a transcript of the gene TRAPPC13, whose product is annotated as trafficking protein particle complex subunit 13. The transcript is spliced from 13 exons. Bases 80 to 1333 code for a protein of 417 amino acids. The record is from RefSeq and is a predicted model, not a curated record. Gene Ontology annotation, cellular component: TRAPPIII protein complex. Lineage: Eukaryota; Metazoa; Chordata; Aves; Passeriformes; Hirundinidae.
ACGGCCGUGGCUGCCGCCGCCGCCGCCGCAGUGUGCGCGGCUCCUCCCGCUCCGCCAGCCAUCCCGCGGGGUGAAGGCCAUGGACGUCAACCAGCCCAAGCAGGAGCAUUUGCUGGCCCUGAAAGUGAUGAGGCUAACCAAACCUACCUUAUUCACUAAUAUUCCGGUGACUUGUGAAGAAAGAGAUUUGCCAGGAAAUCUAUUUAACCAGCUCAUGAAAGAUGAUCCUUCUACUGUAAAGGGUGCUGAAACUUUGAUGUUGGGAGAAAUGCUGACUUUGCCUCAAAAUUUUGGAAAUAUAUUUCUGGGAGAGACAUUUUCCAGUUAUAUUAGUGUGCACAAUGAUAGCAGUCAAGUUGUCAAGGACAUACUGGUGAAGGCUGAUCUUCAGACAAGUUCUCAGCGUUUGAACCUCUCAGCUUCAAGUGCUGCAGUGGCAGAACUUAAACCUGACUGUUGCAUUGAUGACGUGAUCCAUCAUGAAGUAAAGGAGAUAGGAACACACAUCUUAGUUUGUGCAGUGAGUUAUACUACACAGACUGGAGAGAAGAUGUACUUCAGAAAGUUCUUCAAAUUUCAGGUUCUUAAACCACUAGAUGUGAAAACCAAAUUCUACAAUGCAGAGAGUGACCUCAGUUCUGUGACAGAUGAAGUGUUUCUGGAAGCUCAAAUUCAGAAUAUCACUACCUCUCCAAUGUUUAUGGAGAAGGUUUCUUUAGAGCCGUCUAUGAUGUACAAUGUUGCAGAACUGAACACAGUUGACACAACAGGGGAAAGUGAGUCUACUUUUGGUGCAAGGACUUAUUUACAACCUAUGGAUACACGUCAAUACUUAUACUGUCUAAAACCGAAGCAAGAAUUUGCAGAGAAAGCUGGAGUAAUAAAAGGUGUAACAGUGAUUGGUAAACUAGACAUUGUAUGGAAAACUAAUCUGGGGGAACGAGGAAGGUUGCAAACUAGCCAGCUCCAAAGAAUGGCCCCUGGUUAUGGUGAUGUAAGGCUUUCAUUGGAGACAAUACCAGAUACUGUGAAUUUGGAAGAACCUUUUGACAUUACGUGUAAAAUAACAAAUUGCAGCAGUGAAAGGACUAUGGAUCUGGUUUUAGAAAUGUGCAAUACUAAUUCCAUCCACUGGUGUGGAGUUUCAGGAAGGCAACUCGGAAAGUUGCACCCAAGUUCAUCCCUUCAUCUUGCACUUACAUUGUUGUCUUCAGUGCAGGGAUUGCAGAGUGUCUCUGGCCUAAGACUUACUGACACAUUCUUGAAGAGAACAUACGAGUAUGAUGAUAUUGCACAAGUCUGUGUAGUUUCUUCAGAAAUCAAGCAAAGCUGAAGAAAUCUGUAGUUUUACUGGGCUUUUUUUUUUUUUUUUUUUUAACCAACCUCUUAAUGUUUUUGCAUUUAAUUGUUUUAAAAUUAGUACAAACAAAAUCAAAUCCGUAUAUAGCUGUAAAUGUGAUAAUGAUUAUUUAAUUGCUCUGCGCAUUUACUGAAUGUUUCCAAGUCUUUUAAAACAUGCAUAUGCAUUUUAUCUAGUAACAAUAAAACCUUUGAAAAAAGCG